ACCAAAAAAGAGAAAGGAAAAGAGAGAAGAAAACAAGGAGCGGGUAGCCGCCUUCUAGUUCUGACAACUGCAAAGGGACCCGCUGGGCAGAAGUGGCCAGCAGCCCAGGGCUCCGCUUCGAGGGACCUGAGACCUGCCCACCGCAGAGGGGCGCAGCUAUCUCCCUCCUACCCUGCCCACCCACCCCCUGUGGGUUUUGUUCACCGGGCUGUCAUCUGUUUUUCAGACUUGUAUUUUUCUUUUUGCAUCUAACAUGGUGAAGAAAAGAGUGAAGAAAAGAACAAAGUAACUCCUGCGGGAGCGACCUAGCAAGCGCUGGUGACCCAAGCAGCCACCACCCGCCGCCACCAGCUGCUCUUGCGGCCACCCACGGUCCACCAUUCACGGGGAGACUCGAGAGACGCGGCUAGGGGAUCCCCAGCACCCAGCAGCAGCAAGAAGAGGCACCCGGCCCUUCCGAGGAGUUAUGGAUGUUGGUGUAUUCACUUCUGGCCAGAUCCGUGCCCCGAGGGAGCUGACCAACCGCCGCCACCUCCUCCAACUAUCUCCUUGUCUUGCACCAGGUCUUACCCUUCCAGUAUGUUCCUUCUGAUGAGACAAUCUCCAGUGCCCAGAGUUUCAGUACAAUGUGGAAAUGGAUACUGACACAUUGUGCCUCAGCCUUUCCCCACCUGCCCGGCUGUUGCUGCUGCUGCUUCUUGUUGCUCUUCUUGGUGUCUUCCGUCCCUGUCACCUGUCAAGCUCUUGCUCAGGAUAUGGUGUCACCGGAGGCCACCAACUCUUCUUCCUCUUCCUCUUCCUCCUCUUCCUCCUCCUCCUCUUCCUUCUCCUCUCCUUCCAGCGUAGGGAGGCAUGUGCGGAGCUACAAUCAUCUCCAGGGAGAUGUCCGUUGGAGAAAAUUAUUCUCUUUCACCAAGUACUUUCUCAAGAUUGAGAAGAACGGAAAGGUCAGCGGAACCAAGAAGGAAAACUGCCCAUACAGUAUCCUGGAGAUAACAUCAGUGGAAAUUGGAGUUGUUGCCGUCAAAGCCAUUAACAGCAACUAUUAUUUAGCCAUGAACAAGAAGGGCAAGCUCUAUGGCUCAAAAGAAUUUAAUAAUGACUGUAAGCUGAAGGAGAGGAUAGAGGAAAAUGGAUAUAAUACCUAUGCAUCCUUUAACUGGCAACAUAAUGGCAGACAAAUGUAUGUGGCUUUGAAUGGAAAAGGAGCACCCAGGAGAGGACAGAAAACACGAAGGAAAAACACCUCAGCUCACUUUCUUCCCAUGGUGGUUCACUCAUAGAGGAAGACAGAAUUUGUGGAUAUCAAAGGCUCUUGGCCAAGAACAGUUACUACUCUUCAUGAACACAGUGGUACUGAAGGCAAAGACAUCGCAGACAUCUGCUCGCUUUAAAGAAAGGAAGCCUUUGGAGAUGUUUUCAUUCACUGCUGACAUACCUAUGAUGUUCUUUUCAUUAGCUCUGUGUCAUGCCUUAUAACCAAGAUAUAGGCAGAUUGAAUGGGAUGGAAAUUAUUCCCAAGCCAACAACAUUGUAGUUGGGUAUUUAUCUUUGUCCUCAUUGUCAUCAUUGCUGUUUGGUUGUUUUGGUUUUUUUCUUUUCUUUUCUUUUUCUUUUUUGGUUGAGCUUUGUUUUUGAAAUCUCUGAGCUAGAACAUGGAACAAUCUGCUGAAUGAUCUUUGGGAAAGUUAUUUAUGGAAUACAAACUCAUAUCAAAGACUUUCUUUGCUCAUUCAAGCCUAGUGAUUUGAUGAGCAGGAAGACAUGCAAGCAUUUACUGGAAAAGCACUUGGGUCAUACCAUAUCCACAGACAACCAAAGGAGCUUUGAGUGAGGUACCAUAGAAGAAUUGGAUAGGCGUUAAAACAUAACACAUUAGGGCGAAACUGUUCUAACAAUACAGAUAGUAUGGUAUGCUUGUGCAUUCUGCCUUCAUCCUUUUCUAUUUCUUUCUAAGUUAUUUAUUUAAUAGGAUGUUAAAUAUCUUUUGGGGUUUUAAAGAGUGUCUUCAGCAGUUGCCCUCUGAUUUACCUUCUCUUUUUUCCUUCGGCACACCACAUACAUUUUCAUCAUAAAUUGUUUAAAAAAAAAACCAACUUGGCACACACUUCAGAAAUAGGAGAUGAGAUUAGGGAAUCACUACGAGCAUCCCACGUGUUGUCAGUUGACUUGAUUUCCACUUCUGCAAUAAGAACCAUCAGUGAUAACUAUGGCAGUGUGCCACCAGGGCUUGGGUGAAAGAUACCUGCCAUCAUUUAAAAAUAUCUAUUACUUCUGAGGCUUCCAUUCCUGAAAAACAAUAGAUGGAAAAGCCUAAUAUUUCUUUUUCAAAUACAUUACUUCACCUCAAAGAAUAUAUUAAGCGAAGGAAAAUUAAUGGUUAAAUACAUUUUAGUAGCCAGGCCUCAUUAUUUCUUAAUUUUUUGCCAUAUUUCACAGCAGUAAGUGGUGAAGAGACUGCAUAUAUAAGAACCUUUUGUAAGUCCCACAUAAUUAAUUCCCCCCUAAAGGGACCAUCAAGGAAUUUGGUUAGAAGUAAAUUCUCCCAGGGGCUUAAACUGAGCAAAUAUAUCCUGGUAUAUGUGUAAUCAUAUACAGAAACCUGUUCAAGCUGUAUGAUCUAGUCUUUACAAAACCAAAUAAAACCCACUUUCUGUAAAGUUAAAGAGCUUUAGGAGGUUCCAUACUGUAACCAUAUCAAACUUCAUUUUGUUAGAGCAGGUAUAGGAAACAAUACAUAAGAUUACCAGUCUUCAACUUGUAUUCCACUAAAUAAAUACAUAAGCCUUAUUUGCAGUGUCUGUAGUGAUUUUUAAAAUGUAGAAAAAUAUUAUGUGCUCUAAAUACUUUUAAAUGAUAACUAUAAGACUAUAUUGAUGCUGAAGUUUUAUCUUCAUAUCUCUUGUUUUGUUUUUAAAAUCUGGUUAUUAUUUGGACACUGUAUUUUGGUGCAAGAAAAAGAAUCACCAAAAUGUGUCUUUUUACUAAAGUUGAACCUGGAUAAAAGCUGGUGCUCUUUGAUUCUCCUUUAACUUACUUGUACCAAUGCUUAACCAGAAUUUCUAUUAAAUUUAUUAUUUUAAAAUUAGCUUUAUUACCAAAAUUUCCCACAAAAUAAUUCCACACAGGUCAAAUUUUUAUGACUCUUUUAUAAAAAAAGUUAUUUCCCACAAAAAUGUAUUUGAGGCACAAUAUUUUGGCUUAAGUUGCAUUUUGUCAUACUUUUCGUCCACCUUUGUGUCAAAUAGGAUACUAGAAUGCUAAUUUUUUUGUAGUUGGAUACUGUAUGUUAAAAUUUACUUGGUAACUGUGUCUGAGAACUCUAAUAGAAUGUAUUUGUGUGGGAAGUAAGUAUCCUUUUCCUUUUUUAUUUUAAAGUAAUAAUUGUACCUGACACAAGAACACAGACCACCCAAGGCCAAAAUUAAAUGUUUGCUAAGACAAAUGUGGUAUUAGAUGACCACAGUAACAACAAAGAGGGCAAAACCUGGACUCUUAUUCCACAUAACCAUUUAGAUUACCAAAGAGAUUGUGUAUAAACAAUCAUCAUUACAGUACUCAAGACACUAAAACAGCUUCUAGCAAAAUGUAUCAAAGCUUGAAGUAUUCAAAAUUAGAACACAUUUAUCCCCUCUCCACCAACAUCAUCUCCCUCCACAACAAUCCCAUUAGAAAUAGGUACAGAAAUAGUUUGAUAAGGAGAAAUGAGAUUCUUCUACAUUUAAAAAAAAUCAAUGACACCUUUGAUCAAUUAUUAAUAGAUAAUUCUGGUCCCUUUUGCAACUACUGAAGGAAAAGAACUUUCAUUUCAGAAUGUCAUAAGAAGUGUGGGCCCUAGCCAAUAAAUUGAAGGUAUGUCAGCCACAAAUAUGUGUCUAUGUGAGUGCCAGUCCUGACAAGAGUCCUAAGGAUAGAGUUACUUCCUUCUCCUACCUCCCAAAAGGCUGAACAGUGUAUAGUAUGUUACAUUUAAAUAAAAACAAUAAAAAAGCGCUGGGAAAAGAAAAUACAAAUAUUGUCUUUGUUUUAUCAGCCUCAAACUCUACCUGGUAAUAAAGCAAGAAGCCGGAGGGUUGUGU
Molecule: messenger RNA, 4079 nt
Organism: Perognathus longimembris pacificus (Pacific pocket mouse)
Lineage: Eukaryota; Metazoa; Chordata; Mammalia; Rodentia; Heteromyidae
Gene: Fgf10
Product: fibroblast growth factor 10
Exons: 3
Coding region: 627-1283 (218 amino acids)
Biological process (GO): animal organ morphogenesis; wound healing; positive regulation of protein phosphorylation
Cellular component (GO): cytoplasm
Molecular function (GO): type 2 fibroblast growth factor receptor binding; growth factor activity; chemoattractant activity
Source: RefSeq, a predicted model, not a curated record